Molecule: messenger RNA, 1283 nt
Organism: Pipra filicauda (Wire-tailed manakin)
Lineage: Eukaryota; Metazoa; Chordata; Aves; Passeriformes; Pipridae
Gene: GNAT2
Product: G protein subunit alpha transducin 2
Exons: 9
Coding region: 126-1190 (354 amino acids)
Biological process (GO): detection of chemical stimulus involved in sensory perception of bitter taste; adenylate cyclase-modulating G protein-coupled receptor signaling pathway
Cellular component (GO): photoreceptor inner segment; heterotrimeric G-protein complex; photoreceptor outer segment
Molecular function (GO): GTP binding; G-protein beta/gamma-subunit complex binding; G protein-coupled receptor binding
Source: RefSeq, a predicted model, not a curated record
UUCUCGGUUUGACCCCCCAGCGCCCACCUCGCCCCCGGGGUGCGCGUUGACUCCCCCCCGGAGAGCUGGAAAAGCCGGGGGACGUAGAGGAGCUUGUGGCGUUGCUGGAGGAGGAGGACGAAGCCAUGGGGAGCGGGGCCAGCGCCGAGGACAAGGAGAUGGCCAAGAGGUCCAAGGAGCUGGAGAAGAAGCUCCAGGAGGACGCGGAUAAGGAGGCCAAGACUGUCAAGUUGCUGCUGCUUGGGGCCGGAGAGUCCGGGAAGAGCACCAUCGUGAAGCAGAUGAAGAUCAUCCACCAGGACGGGUACACGGAGGAGGAGUGCAUGGAGUUCAAGGCCAUCAUCUACGGCAACAUCCUGCAGUCCAUCCUGGCCAUCGUGCGCGCCAUGUCCACGCUGGGCAUCGACUACGCCGAGUCCUCCUGCGCGGACGAGGGUCGGAUCCUGUUCAACCUGGCCGACUCCAUCGAGGAGGGCACGAUGCCCCCCGAGCUCGUGUCCUGCAUCAAGAAGCUCUGGAAGGACGGGGGGGUCCAGGCCUGCUUCGACCGCGCCGCCGAGUACCAGCUCAACGACUCGGCCGCGUAUUACCUGAACCAGCUGGACAGGAUCACAGCCCCCAACUACCUCCCCAACGAGCAGGACGUGCUGCGCUCCCGGGUCAAGACCACGGGCAUCAUCGAGACCAAGUUCUCCGUCAAGGACCUCAACUUCAGGAUGUUCGACGUGGGGGGGCAGCGCUCGGAGCGCAAGAAGUGGAUCCACUGCUUCGAGGGCGUCACCUGCAUCAUCUUCUGCGGGGCCCUGAGCGCCUACGACAUGGUGCUGGUGGAGGACGACGAAGUGAACCGGAUGCACGAGUCCCUGCACCUCUUCAACAGUAUAUGCAACCACAAGUUCUUCGCAGCCACCUCCAUCAUCCUCUUCCUCAACAAGAAGGACCUUUUCGAGGAGAAGAUCAAGAAGGUCCAUCUCAGCAUCUGCUUCCCGGAGUACGACGGCCCCAACACGUUCGAGGACGCCGGGAAUUACAUCAAGACCCAGUUCCUGGACCUGAACAUGAGGAAGGACGUGAAGGAGAUCUACAGCCACAUGACCUGUGCCACAGACACCCAGAACGUCAAGUUCGUCUUCGACGCCGUCACGGACGUGAUCAUCAAAGAGAACCUCAAGGACUGCGGCCUCUUCUGAGCCCGGGAAGGAAACAUUCCCAUCUCUCCGUUCUGCUGAGCAGAGCCAAAGGAAGAACCACCCCCUCCACACGUCACCGCUCCCACUUUUUCU